Molecule: messenger RNA, 2492 nt
Organism: Orussus abietinus
Lineage: Eukaryota; Metazoa; Arthropoda; Insecta; Hymenoptera; Orussidae
Product: heat shock protein 68-like
Exons: 1
Coding region: 214-2115 (633 amino acids)
Biological process (GO): cellular response to unfolded protein; protein refolding
Cellular component (GO): cytoplasm
Molecular function (GO): ATP hydrolysis activity; ATP-dependent protein folding chaperone; misfolded protein binding
Source: RefSeq, a predicted model, not a curated record
CGUUUGAACGGAGUGCGGACCGUGCAGACUUCGCUGAGACGCAAUAUCGUGUUACGAGCGACGAGUCAAAAAUAUCAUCGUAUCUUCCGAGAUAUUGGCACAGGAGAACGAAGUAAAUUGCAUCGAAGUUUCUGGAGGCGACGGAAAGAGGAUUUAAGUGGAGGUACGGAAAUCAAAACGAGUUAGAAAAAGCAAUACAAGGCAAACGUCAAGAUGCCGGCUGUGGGAAUAGAUUUGGGAACGACGUAUUCUUGCGUUGGAGUUUGGCAGCAAGGUAAGGUGGAAAUAAUUGCUAACGAUCAAGGGAAUAGAACCACCCCGAGUUAUGUGGCAUUUACCGACACCGAACGCCUCAUCGGAGAUGCUGCGAAAAACCAAGUUGCUAUGAACCCUGCAAAUACUGUCUUCGAUGCUAAACGUUUGAUCGGAAGACGUUACGAUGACCAAAAGAUUCAAGACGAUAUAAAGCACUGGCCUUUUAAGGUAGUGAACGAUGGAGGGAAACCAAAGAUAGAGGUAGAGUUCCGAGGUGAAAUCAAGAAAUUCAAUCCCGAGGAGAUCAGUUCCAUGGUUCUGUCAAAGAUGAGAGAGAUCGCUGAAGCCUACCUGGGGAAGAAAGUCACCGAAGCUGUGAUUACAGUUCCGGCUUACUUUAAUGAUUCCCAGCGACAAGCUACUAAGGAUGCUGGUACUAUUGCUGGUCUUAACGUCCUUAGGAUUAUUAACGAGCCAACCGCUGCUGCUCUUGCCUAUGGACUUGAUAAAAAUUUGAAAGGAGAAAGAAACGUCUUGAUUUUUGAUUUGGGUGGAGGCACUUUUGAUGUUUCUAUUCUAUCGAUAGACGAAGGUUCACUUUUUGAAGUGAAAUCUACUGCUGGAGAUACUCAUUUGGGUGGAGAGGACUUUGACAACCGAUUGGUAGAGCAUUUUUCAAGAGAAUUUGAAAGGAAAUACAAGAAGAACUUGAGAACCAAUCCACGAGCGAUUCGCAGAUUAAGAACUAGCGCUGAACGUGCAAAACGCACGUUGUCUUCCAGUACUGAGGCAUCAUUGGAGAUCGACGCUUUGUACGAGGGUAUCGAUUUUUAUACUAAAAUCUCCAGAGCCAGAUUUGAGGAGUUAUGUGCCGAUCUUUUCCGCUCUACUCUUGAACCAGUUGAGAAGGCAUUAACCGAUGCCAAGUUGGAUAAAAAAUCCAUUCAUGAUAUCGUACUGGUUGGAGGUUCCACUCGAAUUCCCAAAAUCCAGUCUCUCUUGCAAAAUUUCUUCUGUGGAAAGCAACUGAAUCUUUCGAUUAAUCCUGACGAGGCUGUUGCUUAUGGCGCCGCCGUCCAAGCUGCUAUCCUUACCGGGGAAGGAAGCACGAGCGCUGCAUUGCAGGAUGUUCUUUUGGUGGAUGUCACUCCACUUUCUUUGGGCAUUGAAACUGCUGGUGGGGUUAUGACCAACAUCAUUGAACGCAAUGCUCGCAUUCCUUGUAAGCAGACUCAAACGUUUACAACAUUUGCUGACAAUCAGCCUGCUGUUACAAUUCAAGUAUUCGAGGGCGAACGAGCAAUGACCAAAGACAACAACUUGCUGGGAACAUUUGAGUUAACUGGAAUUGCUCCAGCACCAAGAGGUGUUCCAAAGAUUGAAGUCACAUUUGAUUUGGAUGCCAAUGGAAUUCUGCAUGUCACAGCCAAGGAUACUGCAAGUGGGCGUAGUAGCGAUGUAAGAAUCACUAACAAUAAAGGAAGAUUGUCUCGUGCUGAAAUCGAUAGAAUGCUUGAAGAAGCAGAGCGCUAUCGUGAACAAGAUCAGGCACAACGUGAAAAAGUAGCUGCUCGCAAUCAACUAGAAUCUUACGUAUUCUCAUUGAAACAGUCAGCUCAAGAUUCUGGAUCCAAAUUGUCACAGCAAGAUAAAGACACCGUUACCAAUUUAUGCGAGGAAACUGUACACUGGUUAGAUGCAAAUCUACUGGCCGAGAAAGAUGAAUAUCAGCACAAGUUGGAAACUCUGCAAAAACAAUGUUCUCCGAUUAUGACAAAAAUUCACCAAGGUGGAAAAAGUUCUGGAGGACCAACACAAGGAGGAAAUAGUUCCGGGCCUACUAUCGAAGAAGUUGACUAAACCCAUACUGCAUUUACAGUUGUCUCUAUUUGUGAAGCUUUCAAGCCAAUUAUAAAUGGCAUUUUUUUUAUCUAUGUUAUAAAUAGCUCGGAAAAAAAGAGACGAAUAAGACUGCAAAGAAAAGAAAAAUAAGUAUUAAGAAACUGGACAGAAAUUAAAGGUGUUCUGUUCCAAUUUUUUAAAUAAAAAUUCCAUGUACAUCUAUUCUUGUUCUGGUCAUAUUCGACUCUUUUUAUUACGAGAUAUAUUAAGUUCCUUUCCAAGGAUAUAAAAGCUGCUCAUUUUUAUAAUUAUAUAUUUGAAAUUAUUACACAUGUAUUUUACAAAGUCAUUCAUCUUUUUAUAUGUUUUAAAAUAAAGAUUCAAGUGUAAUUUCA